This is a messenger RNA of Gallus gallus (chicken), 12632 nucleotides long. It is a transcript of the gene COL19A1, whose product is annotated as collagen type XIX alpha 1 chain. The transcript has 51 exons. The coding region runs from base 392 to 3802 and encodes 1136 amino acids. The record is from RefSeq and is a predicted model, not a curated record. Lineage: Eukaryota; Metazoa; Chordata; Aves; Galliformes; Phasianidae.
CUCCGGCGACCCGAGCGUGCUCCUGGCAGCGCUGCCGGAGAGGAAGCGUCCCCGGAUGCCUGCCCCGUCGCUGACCGGGCCGGGCCGGGCGAGAAGCCGGGGCGCAGGCAGAUUCCGGGCCGAGCACCGCCGGGACUGAGGGAGGGACGGUGAAGGGGGCGGGUGGAAGCUGCCCGGUGCUGCUCCGGGCCCACCUCGCCGCGGCGUCAGUCAGCCCCUGGCUGCACGCCCCCGGCGCCCGCCCGUUCGUGGGGUGUUUAGAUCCUCCUUCAGCCGAACCCAACUUCGUCCAAGAGAAACUGAAUCGCCGUCGCGUUGCAGUUUGAGCUGCUGGAAGCCCGUCCCGCAGCCUCAGAUUUGUAGCUGAUUGUUCACAUGUGUCCGGGGGGAGAUGAAGUGCAUCGGAUCCCGCGCAGUUUGGCCUUGCAUGGCAGUCAUCCUGCUCCUCCCUGCUUCUACUGCUGUGGCCGUCAGUGACCAGACAGGUUCUGGGUGUCCUUUAAUGCAAACAGCUAUUCAUCAUCUCAAGCAGGCCAACAGAGACAGUCUUGGUGUUUCAGGGUUUGAUCUCACAGAAAGCUUUUCUUUACGACAAACGUCUUGUGGAGGGGAAAAAAUCUGCUUUAAACUGGGAAGCGCUCCUCUCAUCAGAGAAACGAGGCAAGUAUUUCCAAAUGGGCUUCCUGAAGAAUACUCUCUAGUUGCUACAUUCCGGAUACGACGAAAUACCAAGAAAGAGCGUUGGUAUAUAUGGCAAAUCUUAAAUCAGCGUGAUAUUCCUGAGAUCUCUGUGCUUCUGGAUGGUUCAAAAAAGGUUGUGGAGUAUAUGACCAAAUCUGCUCAGGGGAAUAUACUACAUUACACUUUUAAGAGUCGAGAAAUUUAUCCAUUGUUCGAUCGGCAGUGGCAUAAACUUGGUAUUAGCGUGCAGUCGGGGAUCAUUUCCCUCUAUUUGGAUUGUAAUUUAAUUGAGAGAAAGCAGACUGAUGAAAAAUUCACCAUUGACUUUCAGGGAAGGACUCUGAUUGCUUCUCGCGCUGCAGAUGAUAAGCCUGUGGAUAUUGAACUUUACCGCAUAACAGUUUAUUGUAAUCCAAAAGUUGCAACAGAAGAUACGUGUUGUGAAAUAUCUGCGGACCUGUGCCCACAUGAGGACAGAUUACUUGCUACUACUUCAUCACCAGUGUCUGCUCAUGCCAGCAAAAUAUACACUCUUCCAGGAACACAGCAAGAAUCUACGGACAGAUGCCACUGCUUUCCAACUAAAGGAGAAGCAGGAUUACCAGGAGUUGCUGGUUUGCCAGGCCAGAAAGGGCAUAAAGGUGAAAAGGGUGAGAUGGGUGCAAAAGGACAGGAUGGUGCUGCUGGUCUUCCUGGUGAAAAGGGGGACACUGGCUUAGUGGGUGCUCCUGGCAUACCUGGUCUUACUGGUUCCAAGGGUGAACAUGGCCUUCCUGGUAGUAAAGGGGAAGAAGGUGAAAAGGGUGAAAAAGGAGAAAAAGGAGAACCAGGACCAGAAGGCAUUCAUGGAAGAGAGGGACUAAAAGGUGACCCUGGUAGUCCUGGUGUGGCUGGUCCUAAAGGAGAAAAGGGAGAAGCAGGACCUCCAGGACCAGCUGCCUUAAGUGGUUUGCCAGGGCUGGAGGGUCCCCAAGGUCCACCUGGCAAAGAAGGUCAAAGGGGAAGAAGAGGCAAGCCAGGCCUCCCUGGAAAACCGGGACCGCCAGGACCUCCCGGUCCUUCUGGAUUAGAAGGAAUUCUGGAUUCAUUGAACAGGCAUUAUAAUGAGAGUGAUACAAGACUAAUAGGAUUACUUGGGACCCCAGGAUCUGAAGGCCAAAAGGGAGAAAUUGGUCAGAAAGGAGAAAUAGGAAUGCCAGGUGCAAAGGGUGAAAAGGGAGAAAAGGGGUACAAGGGAGAUCCAGGAGAAAUUGGAAAGGAGGGAUCAAAAGGAAAUAAGGGUGAAACAGGAGACCCUGGACCACCUGGUCUCAUUGGAAAUCCAGGAUCUAAGGGACUGCAAGGACCUCCAGGACCUAUAGGACCCAGGGGAGAACCAGGAGAAGUUGGCUUACCAGGAGAGCAUGGGUUACCAGGAAUGCCCGGAGUUAAAGGAGAAAAGGGUGACCCUGGCGGGAUCAUGGGACCUCCUGGACACCCAGGUCCAAAAGGUGAGGUGGGGCCACCUGGACCAAGUCUGCCUGGAAGACCAGGUUCCGCUGGUAUUCCUGGAAACCCAGGUCCACGAGGACCAAAGGGAGAAAGAGGACUGCCUGGUCUUCAAGGAGCCCCUGGAGAGAUAGGGCCUCCAGGAAUAGGUAUUCAGGGAUCACCAGGUCCUAUAGGGCCAACUGGAUCUACAGGCGUUCAGGGCCCUAGAGGGCCUCCAGGAUUACCAGGAACUCCAGGUACCCCCGGUAUUAAUGGCACUCCAGGAAGAGAUGGAAAGCCAGGACUGCCAGGCCCUCCAGGCGAUCCAAUUGCGCUGCCGCUAGUGGGAGACAUGGGUACUAUACUGAAGGGUGACCCAGGCACAAGAGGUCCUCCAGGCAUCCCUGGUAGAGAGGGGCCAAAGGGAAGCAAAGGUGAACGUGGAUUUCCUGGACUUGCUGGAGAGAAGGGUGAUGAGGGCCUUCAAGGUGUUCCUGGGCUGCCCGGUGUACCAGGACCCAGUGGACCGUCUGGAGCCAUGGGAAGACCUGGGCAUCCUGGUCCUGCUGGGUCAAAAGGCGAAAAGGGUAGUGAAGGCUCUCCCGGGAAGCCUGGACCUCCUGGACCUCCGGGUGUUCCUUACAAUGAAAGAAAUGGAAUGAGCAGCUUAUAUAAACUCCAGGGAGGUGCAAGUGUCACAAGUUAUCCAGGUCCACCAGGACCUCCAGGUCCAAAAGGAGAUCCUGGCACAGUGGGCGACCCAGGACCAAUGGGAUUACCAGGACUAGAAGGACUCCCAGGGGAAAAGGGUGACCGUGGACCAGCUGGCACUCCAGGAGCAGCAGGGAUACCAGGAAAGCCAGGAUCCCCAGGGUCCCCAGGGCUGCCAGGAGAACCUGGUGAAAGAGGACCUAUAGGAGAUACAGGCUUCCCAGGGCCAGAAGGACCACAGGGAAAACCAGGAAUCAAUGGAAAAGAUGGACUGCCAGGUCCUCCGGGUGCUGUGGGGAGACCAGGGGACCGAGGGCCCAAAGGAGAACGUGGAGAUCAGGGUAUUCCAGGAGACAAAGGUCCACAAGGUGAAAGAGGGAGGCCUGGCCCAUCAGGAGAAAAGGGGGCCAUGGGGCCUAUUGGGCCACCAGGAGACAGAGGCCAUCCAGGAUCACCAGGUCAUCAAGGUCCUCCAGGUUCACCAGGCCCCCCAGGUUUCCUGACUGAUACAGGUUCACUUGAAGAACUAAAAAAAUAUAUCAAACAAGAGGUUCUUAAGGUUUUUGAAGAAAGGAUGGCUCAGUUUAUGUCCCAGUUGAAGUUGCCUGCUGCAUUGCUCGCCUCCCAAGCUCAUGGGAAACCAGGACCCCCAGGAAAAGAUGGUUUACCAGGGCCCCCAGGAAAGGAUGGUUUACCAGGACCACCUGGGGAACGUGGGCUUCAAGGUUACAGAGGACAGAAAGGGGAAAGAGGUGAACCUGGAAUUGGACUGCCUGGUAAUCCUGGACCUCCUGGCCAUGCAGCUACUGGCCUGCCAGGCCCUCCAGGAACUCCAGGGUCACCCGGACCACAGGGGCCACCUGGACCCAAUGGAAGAUGCAAUCCAGCAGAUUGCUAUUACCACGUGUCACAGACCCGGCCACGCACCAGUGGGAAAUAAAACUCUCUCCCACAGACACUUGAGUUCACAAUCACUUUUCACUCUUCUCGAUAAGUUAAUUUAAUUUGAAAUACUUGGUGCAUUUUUUGUCCCUGUGACACUGCAUGAUCUGUAGAUAAUUUAUAAGGGACGGAAUUGAGCCGUUAUCUAUUCUAUUUGCAGUGUCAUAAUUAUGAUAACAUUUAUUUUUCAGAGUGCAUUCCAUGUGUUAUGUUUCUCAUAUUUAUUUUGCUUAGAGGAGAAAAUAGGCCCAAAUAAUUUUUAUGAGCUUCAUUGGUGGUGACUGCAGGAUCUUAGCUGGAGUGCUGGGAACUCUAUUUAGACUCAAUGUUACUGACCUGAGAAGGCUCCAGCACCCACUCUGAACCAGGUUUGGGUCAUGGAUGCUACCAACUGUUUCUAUAGCUUUCUAGAGGUUACAGGAGGAAGCAAAUAUAUUUUUAUGAUCUCUCUACUCCCAUCCAAUUCAGAUUAAUACUGACUGGGAGUACACAAGGUGCUGCCCCAAGGAAGGUGAAUGCUAUUCCACCUGAGAACUUGAACUUUGGUUUAGUCAUGGUUGCAUAUACUCCAGGUGUAAAACUGCUAAGAACUCAUGGUGUUGUCCUUAACUAGCAUCUGCCACAUUUUCUAAUGGUGAUAUAAACUUAGCAAGUAUGUCGUCAUUGCCUGCAAUUAAGCUACUCUGCCAUUAUGUCUGCUUACAGAAAAAGACGUCUGGCACAGGUACACGUAUUAGCAGUGAAAGGAGGAACCUUCAGAAGUCCCUAAUCUUACAAAUGGCAGAGUUUUCCUCUUUCUCCUGCUACAAGUACAUACUGAAAUAAUCUUGAGAAGAACUUGAAAACAGUAGAAUGCAAAAUUUGCAGGUCCUGGUAACUGGCUGCAAAAACAACUUGAGUUCGGGAGAGAUUCAGAAAAAUUAGGAAUCUGUCCUUGGAAAGGUGUCAUGUGUAGAGCUUGAUUGCAUUCAGCUUGCAAACAUAGGAAGGAUAAAUCCUACAAGAUCAGACACUGUUGAGAAAGAACACAAGAGAAGAAAAUGUGAGUCCUGCACAGCUCAGAGGACUGAACAAAAGAAAAGAUGGAGAAAACCAAUUGUACAGUGGCAAAUUCUGAGAAGGCAGGAGAAGAGUUGUAUGCAGUUUCACUCUUGAUGCCUAGGGUUGUCUGUUUCCUAAUUUAAUCCUAAGGAAUUGACUACAGUGUAAUAGAAAUUGCAAGUGCUAUUAAGAGACUCUGGGCAGCUAUAGUCCAAGCUCACGGCACAUAAGCAGCACUGCAGCCUCUUGUGCUGUUCCUAGAGAGAUAGCAGUGCUGUCCUACUGUAGGCCACUGAGUGGUUCUGAUAACCUUCAUGCUGCAGAAGUGCUGAGGGAGCCAACUUCUGCAUCAGCCAUCAGGGAAGCAUUCCAGACGGGAAGCACUGGAUUCUGGAGAAGCUCUUCUGAGAAAUUAACGUCUGGUUUCUUUUUGCUUAAAAACAGAAAGAAAAUAAUGGUGAGAUACUUAUUAGAAUUGUAUUGGCAUUUGUUCUGAAUAGAGUUCCUAGCACUUGUAUCUAGUCCAAGAGGAGAAAGAUGUGUUAAUGUUAGGUAGUCAGAGAACAUGACAAGCCUUCAGGCACACUUUCUGAGGAGAACUAACCCUAAGAACAGCCUCUGGGUGUUACUUAGUCUAUUAAUCAGUCAGAUAUUUUGAGGGAAGAAGGUGCUUCCCUCAAAUACAAGGAAGAUGUUUAAAUGAAUGGGGUUGGAACACUGGCAGGUGGCCAGCUAGCGCAGGAGAGGUUAACCAGAAGGAGGGUGCUAGAAAACCUGUGGCAUGUCAUGAAACCGUUCUCCAAGGGAAUCUGUGAACUACAGUAUGCCAGCAGCUUGGGGCAUGUUUGAGGGGCUCAACAAGUGUGUUGGUGAGCAUGGAGGCAGAUGGCUCAAAGCCUUAUGGACAUCCUUCAGCUCUUAGCCUCCUCUUUUGCUCAUCCCUUGGUGGGGGCUGGCCCAGGUCUGCUCUGCAAGUGGUGGGUGCCCAUUCCUUGUGAAGGCACACAGCGAACAGCUCUUCCCUCCGCUGUGCAGCUCAGCACCUGCUGCUUCUCUUUCACACCUCCUGUGCCUGGAGAGCGUGAUUUGGCUUCCCUUCAGUGUUACAGCUGCUCCAGGGCUGGUCUCCUGUUCUCGGGCCUCUGCGGUCAGGCAGUUUGAGAGACUCUUUGUGUGCACCAACAGCUGCUGGGUCCUGAAAUGGGCCCUGCACACUACUUUCAGUCCACUCAAAGAACUGCUGGUCAGGCGUCCUGCAUGAACGCUUCUUUUUAAUUCUCUAGUAAUUCCAAUUUAUGUCAAAUCCAAAUAUUUUUUUACUUUCUGCAUUAAUUAUAAACUUCAUUUUCUGUGACAAUAUCAAAAAGGGUGCUGUUUUUUAGGGAACAUCACAGGACUGAAAGGUCUCUGCGCAGCCCUCUUCCUGGAACGCUGUAUAUAGGCUGCCACGCGCUGUUGGGUUAUGUGUAUAUUUUGGGGCUUUUAACUAGCUGAAACUGGGCACUUGUUACUUGCCAGAUGCUACUUCUGUUUGUUAAUUUACUUGAACUGAUCAGAAAGUAGAUCACUUUUUGUAUUUGAAGAAUUUUAUUUUUUCAUCUUUGUUUCCUACAGAUGCCUUGUUCUUUUCUUGGGGUUCAAAGCUACAGGUCUUUUAAAAUGUAUUUAAACUUUGAAUUUGCUUAGGUAAUUAUACUUGAUGUAUUUUUUUAUUAUUAUUAUUUUUCUAAAAGCCCAAAUCAAUUUUCUCAUGUGAGAAAGCGGGUAUUUUGUGAUAUGGGCUGUCUCGUUACUUUUUUUUUAAGAUACCAUGUUCCUCACAUGGGGUGAACAGAGUUCCUCCUGGCAUGACUUUCCAUCACACUGGGUGCUCCAACACGGUGUAUUUAGAAUUGAAAGCAGGCUGUAUCUGGAAACAUGUCUGGGUAGUUUGCAGGUUUGGUCCCUGAAAUUUGUUUGCAGUUUCAUACUGAUACUGUCUUAGGUUUUGGGACAGGGAGCCUGGGAGGGCAAAUAGGUGUUAAUCUGUUCUGUGAUUUGCUUUAUCAUAGAAUCAUAGAAUGGCUUGAGCUGGAAGGGAUGUUAAAGACCAUCCAGUUCUAACCCUCUGCUAUGGGCAGAUAUACUUCCCUCUACAUCAGGCUGCCCGGAGGCCCAGCCAGCCUGACCUUCAAUGCCUCCUGGUAUGAGGCAUCCAUGGCAUCAAUUUUGUAUGUUUUGAGCAGUCUGUGCUGCAGUAAACUUUGCAAGAAACUAAACAGGGACAAUUACUUCAGUAGCACAAGGUAUUUCUCUGAUUUGGGGAUGUUUGCCUACAAUUUUGACCUGAAAUGUCUUUGACAAAAUAGUUGAAAUCUUUCUUAAAAAUGAAGCCACGGACAGCACUACCCAGUUUGCCUGAAGAAAGAAAUAACAAAUGUAGGCAGGGUGAAACACUCUGAGGCUGCAGCACAGCUGCUGUUGCUCACCAGGAGGUUCAGGGCACCAUCCCAGCACAGGUGAGGAGACAAAGGCUGAAUUCAGCAGCACAAGAAAUGACGCGGUGCUGGGUAGGUGCACAGCACAAGAGUUUGCAUUUCUGGUUUUCUUCUUGAGCCUGGUAUUUUUUCCUAAAAUCCAUUUAUUUUUACAUGGUGGUUUAUACAGAAGUACCACCUUUCUUGAGUAAUUAUUUUCAGGUAGUGUUGCUUAGGUUAUUUGUGUUUUGUGUAUGUACAUGUAACAGAAGAACAUGCCGUAGCAGAACCUGCUGCUCUCAGGCCUCCUUUCUGCCAGUAUCUGUAGGGGAGCAGUGAGUCUGCAAGGUUAAUAAAAAUCAAAGCAGUGCAAUCACACAGUUGUGCAAUCACACGGUUGUACAGUCAAGUAGCAGUGCAGCCUGCCUGGUAAUGUUUUAGGAACCAAUAUUGUUGUCUUAAACUGGAUUUGGUUUCAAUGCUAAAAAAGCACUGUGAUAAGGAAACAGGAUUGAGCGCGUUGUCAAUCCUCCCUUUGUUUUAUGAUUGUGCAUUAUGACAGAUGUUAGAUAUGCACAGCUUUGUUAAAUAUGCAUAUUUUUAAAAUUAAUGGAUAAUCACACAAAAUAUUUUGGCACUUAUUUUUCACAAUGGUGAAAUACUUCUGUUGUUGGCGUACGCUUUUUUUUCUUGUUCUGUAAUGUUUACAUAGGAGUCUUGUGAAAACCCCAUGGGCUAUGUUAGCAUUUCAUACACUUGUUUCUCCAAGUACAAUACACUGGCAUAAAGCCAGCCACUAACCUUCUGUUUUACCAGGUUGGUAGAACCGCUGCUCCAACUUAGCACGUGAAAACAUAACAAGUAUCUCAGGAGACAAAACAAUCCUAGCUUUUCUUGGUGGAUUUUUUUUAAGUAUUGUUUUAGUAUUUGAUAGAUUCUAAAUAUAUGGAGUCAUGCAGAGUUUCUUUGAGGUCUGUCAUGAUCACUACAACCAGAUUGUUCUGGGUUGUUUGUAAAUCCAUCUCCAUACACAGAGGUUGGUGUAGACCAUGGAAAACAAGUUUAAUUCUGACCUUGCCUUGGUUGUUGCUGAAGUUGACAAAGUCAACUCAAGCUUCACCGUACUUUAAGAAAAUGUGGUUUUCAAAUAAUAAUUGCUAACAAACGUUACAGAUUCUCGACCAAAAUAAGUUGUAGCUAAAAAGAAUGUAGACUACAUGUAUUUUAUUAGCAGCUUAUCUCUAAUUCUGCUGGUUUAAAAUACAUUUAAUUAUUUACUGAAGUUUCAAUGUGUAUAUAUUCUGUCUUUGGUUGAUAUAUAUGAAGAUUUUUGAUGGCAUAUCUUAUUUUAUUGUUUUCUUUCAUUUCUGAAUGAUAUGCAUCUGUCACUGAGUUAAUCACAGUACAUGCACACUGAUUGCUUCUUUCCUUCAUUGUGCUUUUUGGUUUGCAACAUUUAAGGCUCAAUUCAAUGAGUAUGUAUUAAGUGGAUAGAAAAUAUUCUUUUUACAUUACUUAUGUGGCCAUUGAUAUCUGCAAAAUAGGAAUGGAAUGGGAAUGUUUCCCAUGCUUCCUGUACAUCCAAAUGAAUUGUGGCUCUGACAUGAAUGGUGGCCUUUCCUUUCUUAUCACAAGAGGGCCCACAAAACCACAAGAGAAAACAAGGGUGGGAAGUCACGGCAGUGAGCCCAGUGGGCAUUCGGCACCUGGGCAUCAAGCCCAGGGCUGUUGAAUCCAGCAGGAGUUGCUUCUGGCUAUACUGAGCUCCAAUAUAAAAUAAGACAAUCUCAUUCAGGAAACUGUUAACUUCAGGUAGAUUCAGACGUUUUUGUUAUUCUCUUACUGUCUAACUCUCCCAGGGGAAAAAGAGACAUCCCACAUCAGCAGCAUAUAGAAGAAUGCUAGGCAGCAACUUGACCACUGGCACAAUUUUUCUUCAAAUUCAAUGGUGGGUCCAGCAGGCAUAGUAAAUAUAUUGUCUAAAGCUGCAGAGUUUUACUGGUCCUCUUGAAUGCAGACACAGAAAAAUGAAAGUUUGAGGGGAGAGGAAUAAAGCUGAGGUUAUAGCAAAUGAGAUGAGAGUUACAUGCCCUACAAAAGAAAGGACCUUUUUUUACCUGUUGUCUGGGAGCAGAGGAGGUACAGGGACUGCACUGUAAGUACAAAGGAAGCAGAAACUGUAUGGCCAUAUGAUAAUACCAGGAACAGUGAUAGUCGUCAUCUUCCUGAUGCAUCCAACAACCAGAUCAAACAAAUGCAUCGCCCAAUUACUUAAGCAAUUUUAAAACAUUUGCAAAAAUGUGGCACAAGUUUGUGUGUGGAGUGCUGUGUUCUGCUAUGCUGUCUCUGAAACUAUAGGACCCGUUUUCUUGUUUGCUCUGUCACGUAAGAAACCUUGAAGUCACACCUGCUGGCCGUCCCUUUUUGAAGGAAGUUUGGCCCUGCAUAGACUCAGAUCGCUAUUGGUGUAAUCGUGAAAGCCAGAUCUGGGUAGCCUCCACAGCCUUGCUGUCUCUGUUUGGUGCUCCAAAUUGCUCUGGAGAGAGACUUCAGCCUUCAUAAAACAUUCACAAAAGGGUUUUGGUACCAGUUCAUUCCAGGCUGCUCAAGGCCAGUCAUGGCUGUGACAAAAAAACUUAAAAUGCAUACACAUAUAUUAACUAUAUAUAUGUAUAUAUGUGUGUACGUGUGUGAAAUAUAUCUAAUUUUUAUAUAUGUGAUAUAUAAAAAUGUAUGUAUAUAUAUGUGUGAUUUUUUUUCACAUAUACUAUAUAUUAAUACAUAAAAACACAGCGCAGCACGCAGCAGCACUUUUCCUAAUGCUUACUGGUAGCCUUGUAGGGAAAGCACUGUAAUCAACAUUUCAAGUGUCAGAUUGGAUUGUGAGGAAUUGGUGAUCAUUUUGCAGACAGUUGCAAAACAUUUUCUCCUUGGUUCCUGCCCACAUUUGGGCCAAACAAAUGGGGAGCUCAGACAUGUAUUUGUCACAGUGCAGUAACACCUUGAGAAGUACAAGUGGCAGCAGAGAUCCUGAGGGGUAAAAGUGGCUUUCAGAGUCUUCCCUUCAAAAACAGCAUUGUGUCUUCAGAUGUUGAACCAGGACAGGAGAACAAUAUUUCCGUGGGAGCUCAGCAAGAUUGUCCAGGAGCAUCUGCUCAGAACUGCCAGCACUGCCAUUGGCUUGGGGUACCUCUCAAUCUCUCUGCUUUGUCCCAUCAAAAUAUUUUUAUUUAAAUUAGCACUACAUUUUUCUGUAUCACCAUCACUGACAUGCCUUCAACUUCAUAAUUCUACAAUUAAAUCUUCAAUUGAACAUCCUGAUACUAAAACCCACUUCCUGAUAUUUUUUGGUAUGCAAUCUACCACUCUUUGAAUGAAACCUGACACAAUCCCAAGCUGUCCACUUACAUAACACUGCAUUGAAUUGACCCUCAGUGUUAAAUCUGUUUGAUUGUAAUAGUUCUGAUUUGGUUUUUUGUUUUGUUUUGUUUUUUACAUAUGAAUGUUUUUUCUCCAUUGUGGAAUUUUAUGCAUUUUCAGACUAUAUUUUUUAAAGCACUUCACAUUUCUAUUUAAAUGUUGGGGGGAUUUGCUUCUUUUGAUUCAUUUUGUUUCUGCAUUACAUAUGGAAAAUAAUAUUUUCAUUCUUUCUGUUACCAGGUUUGUUUGUUUGUUUUUUUCUUCUUAACAGUUUUACACACUUUAUAAUCAAAAUAAAAGUUUGCUGGUGAAACUACAAUUUGGCAACAAUGGUAGUGUUUUAUUUGUUACAUUACCUGCUCUUGGGGACCGUGACCUAAAUCAGUAAAAACCGACCUCAUUCUUUAUGGUAAGGAUGACAGAGCCCUGGAACAGAUUGCCCAGAGAGGUUGUGAAGUCUCCUUCUAUGGAGAUGUUUAAGACCUCUCUGGACACCUACCUCUGUGACCCACUGUAGGGUACCAGCUUUAGCACAGGAGGGUUGGACUCAGUGACCUCUUGAGAUCCCUUCCAACCCCUAUUAUUGGAUUUGGAAACCUCGUGGAACAUUGUUCUUUAUGAACAAGUUAAUCACUGGGUGUGCAAUUGAAUGGAUUUGUUUGUUAAGACUGAAAUUCUUUGCAUUCAUCUGUUCUGAUUAAUAAUUCCUGUAGCAUUGAAGUAGAAGAUGUUGGUUAUGAGAAAGUUGGCCCAAAAAGUCUCUGAUGGAUAUGCAAACUGUACUUCCUUUUAGUUAGUUAUGUGAUCAGACAACUUUUUUCCCUCGUGAUCUUAUUUAGGCACUUUCUGUCAGCAGAUGAGUUGCAGGGAAGCAGCUCCUAAAUGCAGCGAGAGCAUCGGGUUUCUUUGGGGGAAGAUUUACGUAUUCCUUUUUCAAUGAUUCCCUUUAGCAUACAUCAUAUUUUUUCUACUUAAGUGUUCUAUUGUGUGGUACAGGCAGAGCUCAGCUGCUUAUGUUACUUCAUAUUUUCACAUGGCCUACAAGUCAACAAUUUUGAAUAGAAGUAGACAAUGAAAGGCUAGAAUAGAAAAUGCCUAAAGCAAGAGUGCUAAAAUUUGUAUUUUAAAAUUCGGGUGACUAAAGUCAAAAUGAAAGAAAAUGCCGUAGGAUUGUUUCAUUGUCAUCUGUAAGAAAGGACGCGCUUCAGAGAAGGUAAGUCAAAAAACACACUUUAAUUUAUACAGAGAGAAACAAAAUAUCCACAUUGCAUAUUUUUCUCUACAAAUUGAGUUUCUCUAAAAAAGGCAACUCGGGUGGUCUUCUAGCUGUUCUGUUUAUUGGUACUGAAUGUAAACAUACAUACAAAAGCAACCAGGGAGUUAAGACAUUAUUUAUUUGGGUUUUUGUACAACCACAGAUGUGACUUCAAAAUAUGUAACCUUGGCUACAAAACUUGUGUAUUUCUGGGACUCAACAUUCCCCUGACAGGGGCUUCCUGCCUUUUUUUUUAAUUUCACAUAGAAGGAGUCAAGCUGGAAUAGGUUUCAUCUGAAAUUAAGAACGCAACACAAACUGAAGUGGAAAAUGAAGAGGUUAUUCCAUGUGGCUUAUUCACCAGAACCCAGUGAUCGUACAUGUACACAUUUACAGCAUAAAAGAUGGCAGCAGCGGCAGCUUUCUGUGAGAACAGUCUCCCCUUGUGUUUCUACAAUGGAACCAAAGAGCUGAGGGAGGCUUAUAGCGUAUCCUGUACAGCACGUACAUGCAAUGAAGUGCCUGCAUAUGAAGUGAUGUAAUCUGCUCAAGGGAGCUCUAGAUUUUAUUUUACAAGCACAAAAAGAAGAAGAAGAAAAAAAAAAGCUACAACCGAAGUCAAUAAACUAUUCCUUUUUUUUUUUAAUUUUAUGUCU